AUGGGUGCUAGUCAGAGGGUGCACACGAAAAUGGAGAUGGAUGCAGGUAAGCACAAACCAAGAGGCUACACAAUGAGCAGCACCAAGAGGCUCCCCUAUCUGCUGCUGCUGCUGAUGGCCAUCGGCGCUGCCACGCUGAGCGUCGGCGUCCUGCACAAGAUGAGGGAGCGGCGUGUCUUCUCCAUCCUCCUCCAGGAACGCGAGCAGCAGCUCAUGUCACUCCAAGCCCUCCUGGAGAACGAAAAGGAAAUUAGUAAAGAGAUGAGGAGAAAAGUGGAUGAACUGCAAGCUAAAACGUCUAUCCUGAGUAUUGAGAGGACAGAACUGAAAAACAAGGUCAUGAAUUCAGAAACAACCACCACGUACCUCACCAAUACUCAGAAAGAAUUGGAGGCAGCUCUCGUGGAGAAAGAGAACCAUAUCAAUCAAAUGAAAGAGAUUGUAGCUACUUCAGGCCCUGACCAGAUGGUAGCUAUAAAGGAACUCCUGCAAAGAAAAGAAGAUGAGCUUGAAGAGAUCAAGACCAAGUUCCAGGACACCAAGAAACCAGACACAGAAGUCAGUGGCAAUGCUGUGUUAGGCACAAAUAAUGAAGAUGCAGCUUCUGAUACUGUAGCACUUGAGAAUUCUGCACGGUCUGGUGAUACCAAACCUGCUCCAACAGAAGAACAUCAGUUCUAUAACACCACUGCAUCAGAGAGCAACCACCAAGAGGAGAGAAUUGUAGUAAACACAAACAACGAAGACGUAAAUCCUGAUACCGUGAUACUUGAGGAAAAGCCAAACUCCAGUGAUUCCAUACCUGCUCCAGUUGAAGAACUGCAUUCCUACAACACCACUGCAUCCGAGAGCAGCCACCAAGAUGAGAGAAUAAUUGAUGGCACGAACAGCAAAGAUGUAACUCCUGACACUGUUGUGCUUGAGGAAAAGACAAACCCCAGUGGUUCCAUACCUGCUCAAGCAGAAGAACUGCAAUCCUACAGCACCACUGCAUCCGGGAACAACCACCAAGAAGAUAGUUCCUCAGAAGAACAGUUUAUAAAGUUCACAACUAACUUUGAAGAUGAUGCAUUACAAGCAAAAGCAGGUGAUGCCAAUCAAGGAGAUUCAGAUGCCCCUCCAAAUGAUGUGUUACAAGAGAAAACAGGUGAUGCCAAUCUAGGAGAUUUGGAUGCCCCUCCAAAUAAUGUGUUACAAGUCAAAACAGGUGAUGCCAAUCAAGAAGAUUCAGAUGCCCCUCCAAAGGGAACACGUUUAGAGGAAUCUGAGCUUCAUCAUUUGGCAAACAGUCAAGAAGUCGACAAAGAAGAACAGGAUGACGCAAGAAAAUUGGUGGACCCACAAGGCGAGGUCAGCAACCGCAGCAGUGAGAGUAAGCUGCUUGAGAAAGAAGAUGGCAGAGUUGAUAGAGAACCAGAGAAGGAAAUCAAACCUGAUGGUGACUCGAAGAUAUCAAAAGAUAGUUUGAGUGAAGCCAACCAAGAUAUAACACAAGUUGUGGAAACCAUGUCUGUUCCUGCAGAUGUAAACCCCAGCAUGCCCACAAAUAAAGAUGAAACAAAGGAAACAAGUAGGAGGCAUAGGAAGAGGAAGUCCAGAUCCAAAAGGAAGAAGAGGGCCGAUGUUGCUGCCAGCAAUGUUGAUGGAGAAGUCACCAAAGAGAGGUAGAUGCCACAGCGAAGUCAUGAAUGAAGUGCUGGGAUUUGGAAAAUCACUGCAGUACAGUGAUGGAAGGUACAGAAAGGCAGACUUGCAAAAGUAUUUCACAAGAGGCAAAACAUAGAUCAUUGUCAUAUUCUGAAUAGGCUCAAAAAAAAAAUGUAAAAACAAUAGUAUGCAACUAUAGUUAUCGAUUUGUAGCUCAUGGCAGCAUAAAUAAUUUUUCUUGGAUUGUGAACUUAAUAGUGCACUGUGUAAACUUUAUUCCUGUUAACACCUACCUGCAUGGUAGCUCUCUACAAAGUUCUUC
Molecule: messenger RNA, 1969 nt
Organism: Lolium perenne
Lineage: Eukaryota; Viridiplantae; Streptophyta; Magnoliopsida; Poales; Poaceae
Source: RefSeq, a predicted model, not a curated record